CCGUUGGAUUCUAGGUAGGCAAUGUUGAACUUUGACCUUGCCUGAUGCAAGCGUGGGGAAAUUACUGAAAUCGUUCGCACAACGUGAUUGAUUUAAGUUCAUCAAAACUCAGACAUUUUUUAGCCGAAACUAGACCAAGAAGACUGCAAAUUGUUUAACAGAAAUCGAGGACAGGCACAUUCUGCACAAAAAGUUAAGAAACAAAGGCUGACUUUGGUCUGGUGAACUCUAUACAAAGAACAACCUAAACUAGGCAGAACAACAAGUCAGCGAUGACGGAGAAUGGAUCAGAGGCACCAACUGCCCUCGAGAAGCAGAUUAUUAGACAGAUCGAGUAUUACUUUGGAGAUGCCAACCUAAAGAGAGACAGAUUCCUUCAAGAACAAGUCAAGGAGGACGAGGGAUGGGUACCACUGGAGAUAAUGAUCAAGUUUAACAGACUGAAGGCUAUGACUGAAGACUACAACAUCAUCACAACAGCUCUUGAAAAGUCAACAAAUAAUCUCAUCGAGGUGAAUGAAGACCGGGAUAAGAUUCGUCGUUAUCAGAGUAAGCCACUACCCCAAGACACAACAGAGUACCGCAAAGCCUUGAAGGAAAGGAGCAUUUAUUGUAAAGGAUUCCCACUGGAUGAGGAACUCGGGAAGAUCCAAGACUUUCUUGACAGGUUUGGCGAGACAGAACACAUCUAUAUGAGGAGGGAUAUCGAAAAGAAAUUCAAGGGAUCGGUCUUCGCAACAUACGCAGACGUUGAAAUGGCCAAGAAGUUCAUGAAGGAGGACGGAUUGAAAUACGGAGAAAAUGAGGUCGUCAAAAUGUUCAAAGAGGAAUACUUCUUGAAGAAGGUAGAAGAAAGAAAGCAAAAGAGGGAAGAGGACAAACAAAAGAAACUGGAAGAAAAAGACAGAAAAGAGAAAGAGGCCAUUGAAGCCACAAAGGCUGAUUUUGGGGAAUAUGACAAAGGCUGUAUUGUUCACUUCAGCGGAGCUGAUGAUCAGACGUCAAGAGAAGAUUUGAAAGAGUUCUUUGCAGACUACGGAACGGUCAGCUGGAUCGACUUUACCAGAGGUCAAACAAAGGGUCACAUUCGCUUUGACAAAGAAACCCCUGCGGCCGGUGUGCUGGAGAAGGCGUUGGCAGCGAAUGAGAAUAAAAUAACCGUGAGGGGAUGUGAUCUGGAGACCUGUGUACUGGAGGGUGAUGAAGAAGCUGAGCAUUGGAAUACGAUCCAUGAAAACAUGUCCAUGGUUCGAAUCAAGAAACAGCAAGGUCGCAAGGGUAAAUCCGGCAGAGGAAGGAACCAGCGAGGAGGUAGAGGUGGGUACGGGGGCGGAAGCAGAGAUAGGGUUCAGUACCAAGGAACCAAGAAGGUGUUUAAGGAAGACAGUGAUGGUGAGGAUGAAGGAGUGGCUGAAGACAUGGCUGUUACUAAAGAAGAGACUACAGGACGAAAGCGAUCUCUGGAGGAUGAUGAACAAAAGACAGAAGAAACACCAGCCAAACAAAUCAAAACAACAGAAGCUGAAGCACCUGCCCCACAAACUAGCUGAAACAUCUUACCCAACACUUCAAGACUGCGGAGACAGGAUAAAAACAAACCCGUGCCUGAUAAGCGAACAGACAGCGGGUACCAACCUCAUCUCUUGCAGAAGCAGUGGCACCAAUGGACACUAACCCUCAGAAAUAUGAUGAACUGCUUCUCGGAUUCAAAUAUUUUUGGGGGAAAUUUAUCCAAACCAAAUCACUUUAAGGGAAUUUUUUUCUCAAAAUAGUUUCUACUACACUAAGGUGGGAAUUGGGGGCCCAAAGCGCUAACACUGACGGUUCGUCGUCAGUGUUUUAAUUUCUAGUUGCUUGCUUUAUUUUUGUCAAUUUAUGUUGGCUUUAAUGAAACUGGUGAAGGUGAGAGACUUCAAGAAGGAACCACAUAAGGUUGAGAUAAACUGCUUUAGUUGAUUUAACUUUGAUUGUGAUGUGACGUUUCAGAAACUUUUUAAACCUGUUUAGUUAACUCAGAUAAAUAUCAUGAUUAUGGUAUUAUUAAGAGAGGUGUUUUUAAACAGUUUAGUUUACUCAAUGUCAUACUCUUUAGUGAUAAAAGACAAGUUAAAACUGGUUAGUUAAUUUGGGUUAACAUAUUUUGUAUUAUGAUAUAAGGCAAGUUUAUCUAGGAUAGUUAACUCAAUUUUAACAUGAGAUUUAAUUUUAACCAGAUCAAGUUACUCAGUUUUAUCAUGUCUUAUGGCAAAAAGCAAGUUAUGCCAGAAUUGUUUUAUUUACACAAUAAUAGUUAGUGGCCAGACCUUUUGACCUAGCAGAGUCUUUAUCAAAGGCUUUUUUCAUUUACCUUCGGUUAAAAACCAUUUAAAAAAAAAAAACUAUUUGGUUUUUAUUAUUGAAAAAAAGUGGACUGGUAAUAUCCAAACUGAGCUAGGAAAGGUAUUUCAGGUAACAAAGCACUGUUAAUUUAUCUGGCUGGAUCUGGGGGUUUCUUGGCUGCAAAAAAAGAAGAAAAAAUAUCCAAAGAGGUCCAUACAAUCCCCCCCCCCCCCCUGAAAACUUCAAACCUAAUGUUUGAAACGGUUUGACCAGUUUAAGUUGGACCAUUUGCCGAUAAUUUUAUUUGCCAAACUCCUUCUGGACUGCACCUUGUCUUCUGAAAGUUAAAUAGAUUAAGAAGAAAAUCAUUCAAAAAAGACAAUUUCUUUGCACAUGAUUUUUAUUAAAACAGUAACGGUUACAGACAAAUGUAUACCAAUGCCCCCAAAGUGUUUUAAAUAAACUUCAGUUAUUUUGUACUAGUGAGUGUACAAGUACUUAUGUUUCAGUUUGGAAACUGAUCAUUCACUCUAGUACCUAGAUUUGCACCAAGGUUUAGGGCCUUGUUGCUUAUACUUCAUUACACGUUGGAAGAAGAAGAAAAACAAUUCAAAGAAAGCUAAAGAAAAGUUAACCUCAUCUGAAUGUCACUGAUACUUAUUUAUUCAAGAAAAAAGGAGCUUUUUCUCCUGGUGUGGGAAUUCGUUUAGAUUAGUUCUGAUAUUCCAACCAGAAAAAAAAUCAUAAUUUUAAUUUGUCUUAAAUGUAAAUAAUUAUGUGCAGUUAGCAUACUCCCCCUUUUUAUUUCUUCUUUCAUUCCAAGUGUAUAUUGGUCUUCUUCUUUUUUUAAAUAAAACAUACACUUUGACUUCUUGGGUUAUUUGAUUAAAGAAGAGAGCAACUGUCUCUACAUUGUCAUA
Asterias rubens (European starfish) is the source of this 3239-nucleotide messenger RNA. Its product is annotated as lupus La protein homolog. NCBI's taxonomy places the organism in Eukaryota, Metazoa, Echinodermata, Asteroidea, Forcipulatida, Asteriidae. Gene Ontology annotation, biological process: positive regulation of translation; RNA processing. Gene Ontology annotation, molecular function: RNA binding. Gene Ontology annotation, cellular component: cytosol; nucleus; cytoplasmic stress granule. The coding region runs from base 273 to 1550 and encodes 425 amino acids. The record is from RefSeq and is a predicted model, not a curated record. The transcript has 14 exons.